Messenger RNA from Spodoptera litura, 2669 nucleotides. The record is from RefSeq and is a predicted model, not a curated record. Lineage: Eukaryota; Metazoa; Arthropoda; Insecta; Lepidoptera; Noctuidae.
AUAUUUUUUUACAAUUUUUGUCUGUCUGUCUGUCUGUUUGUUCCGGCUAAUCUCUGGAACGCCUGGACCGAUUUGGACGGGACUUCCACUGGCAGAUAGCUUAUGUAAUAAGGAGUAACUUAGGCUACUUUUAUUUUAGAAAAAAAUCUUUUAUUUUAGAAAAAUAAAGUUAUGUUGAAAUGUUCAAGUACUGUCCAGUUCCGCGCGCAGCUCACGCGCAUGCCACCACUGUGUCGUCGCAUCGGACGCCUCCCACCAACGAAUCAUUAUCACAAAGGCUGCCUGUCGCGCGGGCUCCCCACCACUUCUCCCACCAACGAAACAUUAUCACAAAGGCUGCCUAUCGCGCGGGCUCAGAACGCGCGAGCGGGCUAUUGCUGAAGGUUGUGUCUCGACGACUUCAUUUAGAAAUUAAUGGUUUCCGGUGCUUUUAUCAUACUUUUGAUUGAUAGUUUGAUUUGAUUGAUAAGUAACUUUGAUAAUUCCACUGAUCCGUUCUUCUAAUCUCAUCUUAAUUCAUUCAAAAUAUUUUGUUACAUUUUUACUGCUUUUCUUUUUUUACAUCGAAUUCGCAGCUUCUUUAUUGUACGAAGAAAUACCAGGUUAUUAUACAUUUAAUAAACAAAAUGGAACAUUUCAACGGCGACGUCGAGGUACUCCUGUGGAAGGUCAUCCCGGCAUAUUUUAUGAGCAUACACUUGGGAGAAUCUAUACAAUUCACCCCAAUAAUCGGGAAUGUUAUUAUCUGAGGUUGUUAUUAACAUUUGUCAAAGGACCAACUUCUUUUGAAAGUCUCAAAUGGGUGAAUGGAAUUUUACAUCCUACAUAUCAAGCGGCAUGUCUUGCUCUUGGCUUACUAGAAGGCGAUAAUCAUUGGUUCGACACUUUAACAGAUGCCAGUAUAAGCAGCAACGCAUCUAAAUUACGAGAACUAUUCGCCAUUAUUUUAGUUUUCUGCAAUAUCUCUAAUCCCACAGAGUUAUGGGACAAGUUCAAGGAUCAUUUUACAGAUGAUUAUGUAAGAGAUUUCCAACGGCAUUACCCGAAUGCAGACAUAAAUUCUCAUUUAGACGUAUUUACAAAUAGAGCUUUGUUUGCAUUACAAGACAUUCUUCUUUCGAUAGGCGGCAAUUCUCUCCCUCAUUAUGGUUUACCAUCUCCACAAGCGACUGAUGGAAUUGAUGAAAAUUUAAACAAAGAAUAUAUUGAACAUACAAAUUUUGACCCAGUUGAACUUCAAAAUACUAUAAAUCAUAAUGAACCACGACUAAACGAUGAACAAAAUCAAAUUUACCGACUCCUCAUUGAUAAAAUAAAUGCAAAUGCUGGUGGAGUGUAUUUUUUAGACGCUCCAGGUGGUACCGGCAAAACAUUUUUGAUUAAUCUUUUGCUAGCCAAAAUACGUGCAGAAAAGAAGAUUGCCAUAGCAGUCGCAUCGUCCGGCAUAGCGGCAACCUUACUUCCUGGCGGAAAAACGGCACAUUCUAUGUUUAAAAUCCCACUAGAUUUAGACCGUACGGAAAAUCCAGUCUGCAAUAUACCCAAAAAUAGUCUCAAAGCCAAAGUACUACAAGAUUGUGUAUUUGUAGUAUGGGACGAAUGCACUAUGGCAAACAAAAUUUCUAUAGAAGCCGUGAAUAGGACGAUGCAGGAUAUUAGAAGUAAUAAUCUAUUAUUUGGAGGAGUCGUAUUCUUAUUCGCUGGAGAUUUUAGACAAAUAUUACCGGUUAUAAGUAAGGGUACGCGAGCCGAUGAAAUUAACGCCUGUUUAAAACGUUCAGUACUUUGGAGACAGUGUAAAAAACUUAAUUUAAAACAAAAUAUGAGAGCACAUUCAGCUGAUUCAGAAUUUAGUACAAUUCUUCUUGAUGUUGGAGAGGGAAAGUGUCCAGAAGUGAAUAGUAAUCAUGAUAUAGAACUACCUACCAGUCUUUGUCAGGUUGUGGCGGACACUGAAACUUUAAUAUAUAGUAUUUAUGAUGAUAUUCACAAUCUCAAUAUCAAAGAAGAUUCGUGGUUGUGUGACAGAUCAAUUUUAGCGCCUACGAACGACCAGGUUACUGCGCUUAAUCAGUGCAUUUUAGAUAAGCUAACAGGUGAAUCACAAACAUAUCUUUCCAUCAAUACAGUUUGCAAUCCGGAUGAAGUGGUUAAUUACCCAACAGAAUUUUUAAACAGUAUAAUUGUGCCUGGUCUACCCUCCCACAAACUAGAACUUAAAGUUGGCGUGCCCAUCAUGCUAUUGCGUAAUUUAAAUCCGCCGAAACUUUGCAAUGGUACUAGGUUGCGAGUAGUGUCGUUGCAAAGAAACGUUAUAGAAGGUCGUAUAAUAUCCGGAUGCGGCAGAGGUGAAAUAGUAUUUAUACCACGGAUUCCUAUAAUACCAUCAAAUUUGCCAUUUGAAUUCAAAAGAUUGCAAUUCCCGAUCAAUGUCAGUUUUGCUAUGACAAUCAACAAGUCCCAAGGACAAACGUUAAGUAAAGCUGGUAUAGAUUUAACAAAAGGUUGCUUUACCCAUGGGCAACUAUACGUGGCAUGUUCACGUGCGAGGAAUGCCAGUAGCGUUGUUGUUUUAGCCCAAGAAAAUCGUACACCAAAUAUUGUAUAUAAAGAAAUUUUUCAAUAAAGCUAAUACAAAAAACUGAAAAUAAAUGAUAACUAAAAUAAAA